Vigna radiata var. radiata (mung bean) is the source of this 2818-nucleotide messenger RNA. RefSeq names its product probable disease resistance protein At1g12280. NCBI's taxonomy places the organism in Eukaryota, Viridiplantae, Streptophyta, Magnoliopsida, Fabales, Fabaceae. Bases 19 to 2805 code for a protein of 928 amino acids. The transcript has a single exon. The record is from RefSeq and is a predicted model, not a curated record. Gene Ontology annotation, molecular function: ADP binding.
AUCCAGUGGAGUGAAUUGAUGGACAUUCUGAAUGGUUUUUUGUCUGAUGUUUUAAAAGAGGUGGUGUGUGGAGCUGUUAAUCAAUUACAAUACUCUUUUUGCUUUAAUAGUUUUGUUAAAGAGCUUGAAAAAGAAAAAGAGAAUUUGAUAGAAACAAAAAUAAGUGUAAAAGAUCGUGUCAUACAUGCUCAAAGACAAACCUUAAAGACUGCUGAAGUUAUUGAUAAAUGGUUGGAGAAUGCAAACACUAGUUCAGAAUCUGUGAAUCGUUUGCUGAGAGAGACAAACACCAAAAAGAGUUGUUUUUUUGAAUUUUGUCCAAAUUGGAUUUGGCGAUACCGUUUAGGAAAAAAGUUGGCAAUUAAAAAAGCAGACCUUCAAAAGAUCAUUCAAGAAGGUAGACAAUAUAUACAACUUGAACGCAUUGCCUCAAUUCCUUCAAACACUUUUGAUAUUCUCACAGAAAAAAGUAUUAACUUUGAUAGUAGAAAAAAUGCUUUUGAUCAACUUGUAAAAGCAUUAAAAGAUGAUGGGAUUGCCAUGAUUGGAUUGUACGGGAUGGGGGGUUGUGGUAAAACCACAUUAGCAAUGGAAGUUAAAAAGAUAGCAGAAGCUGAGCAUCUUUUUGACAAAGUUGUUUUUGUUCCUGUGUCUAGUACAGUAGAAGUUCCAAGGAUUCAAGAAAAACUUGCUAGUUCAUUGCAGUAUCAAUUUCCAGAAAACCAAGAAAUGGAAAGAGCCCAACGCUUGUGCAUGAGAUUAACCCAGGAAAAUAAAAUUCUUAUGAUUCUAGAUGAUGUGUGGGAAAAACUUGAUUUUGGUAGCAUAGGGAUUCCCUCCUCUGAAUACCGUAAAGGCUGCAAGAUUCUCAUUACCACUAGAUUGGAAGAAGUUUGUAAUUCAAUGGAUUGUCAAAAAAAUAUUUAUCUACCAAUCUUAACUGAUGAAGAAUCGUGGACUCUCUUCCAAAACAAAGCACUUAUUUCUAAAGACACUCCUGAAAACAUCAAGCAUUUGGCAAAAUCAAUAUCAAAUGAAUGUAAAGGAUUGCCUGUUGCCAUUGUAGCUGUUGCUAGUAGCUUGAAGGGAAAAAAAGAGGUGAUAUGGCAUUCUGCGUUGAAUAAAUUGAGAAGUUCUAAGCCAAUCAAUAUUAGUAGGGGUUUGCAAGAUCCCUAUAUGUGUUUAAAGUUGAGCUUCGAUAAUCUAGAUACUGAAGAAGCUAAAUCACUUUUUCUGUUGUGUUCUGUAUUCCCUGAAGAUUAUGAGAUUUCAGUCGAAUGUUUAAUAAGAUGUGCAAUUGGUUUAGGUGUGACUGGAGAAGUUCACUCAUAUGAAGAGGCAAGGACUGAAGUGAUUGCCGCCAAAAUCAAGCUUGUAAGUUCUUGUUUGAUGUUGGAGGUGAAUGAUGAAUGUGUCAAAAUGCAUGACUUGGUUCGUGAUGUAGCCCAUUGGAUUGCAAAGAAUGAAAAUAAGAUGAUCAAGUGUGAAGUGGAAAAGGAUGUAAGUUUGGAGGAAGGUCCAAUAAGAUAUCUAUGGUGUGUGAAAUUUCCAGAUAGUAUGGAUUGUUCCAAUCUUGAGUUUUUAAGUAUACAAACAAACUUGGAAGUAUCCGAUGGAAUUUUUGAAAGAAUGGGAAAACUUAGAGUUUUGAUUAUUACCAAUAAAAGCAUCCCUACGCAAUUGUUAACAAUGUCUUUCAAAUCAUUAAUCAAUGUCCGUUGUCUAGUCCUUCAAUAUUGGAAAUUGAGAGACAUCUCAUUUGUAAGAGAUAUGAAGAAACUUCAAAGUCUUUCGUUUCAUAAUUGUUCAUGGCCUUCAUUCCUUGACUUGCAAACUGAUGUUGCAGUUACAACACUUACAAACUUGAAGUUGUUAGAGUUUAUAAGUUGUGACAUUGAAAGCAAUAUUUUUGAAGAGAUCAAAAGAAUCCCAUUUCUAGAAGAAUUCUAUAUUUAUAAAGACAACAAUUACUGGAAUGAUCCAAAGGAAGAAAGUGUUAAAUUCUCUAACUCCUUUAGUGUCUCCCAAAUGCUACAAAGGUAUGGAAUUGUAUUAGGAUACUCUUCUUUUCGUAAUAGUUAUAGAUUUCAAGAGUUUUGCUCUUGUGAGAGAACUUUAGUAAUGAAUUAUUUUGACAUAUCAAAUGAGGUUAUUAAAGGUUUGGCAAAAAAAGCAAAAGAGCUAUCUGUAGGAAAUAUUGAGGGAGGUGCAAAAAAUAUGAUGCCAGAUAUAUUUAAAAUUGAAGAAGGUAUGAAUGAGUUGAAAGAACUGAAGAUGCAUAAUUGUGAAGAAAUAGAGUGUUUGAUUGACAAUAGCAGUAAUUUGAGUAAGAUGGGAAAUAUUUUCUCCAAGUUACGUUAUAUGGAGAUCUUCAAUAUAAAUCAUCUAAAAACUUUAUGGCAUGGUUGUCCACGUGUCAAUGGAUGUUUUGAAAAAAUGGAGGAGCUAUAUAUAAGAGAUUGCCCACAAUUAAUAUCUCUCUUCACAUAUGUCAUUGCUCCAACAAAUGACAAAACAAAGAAAAGUGAAGAUCAAUUCACACAUGGGCAUUUGAUGCCAUCCAAAAUUUUUCAGAAUCUUCAAAAAAUGGAGUUGUUUAACUGUGGAGAAUUAAGACAUGUAUUCUCAGCAAGUAUUACAGGAAGCCUAACUCAAUUGAAAAUUCUUACUAUUGAAGAGUGCAAUAUGUUAGAACAAAUAUUUGAAGAUGCUCUUCCUCCAACACACCAUGAAGAAACAAAUGAAAUUGUAGAGGAAGAUGUGCAGAGUAGCUCAGGUACCUUUUCCAUAUUACAUAUCUCAUAACAAUCUUAUUCUU